UCCCAUGGUGCAGCGCGCGGCCCCAGUCAGACUCGGUUGAGUGUUGGCUGCGCUCGGCUCGGGCCGGCUCUGGUCGUGCGGUGCGGGCUCGCUUCAGGCAGUGACACCCAGCCGGAGAGACUGAGGCGCACACCGGACACACCGAGUCACCCGGCUGUGUCGCGACGGAAUAUGACGGUUCCUACCGGCCUUGCUGCAGCCGCCUCUCUUCGCAGCUACUUCCUCAGACUCUGCGCCUGUUGUUAGCGGGCCUCCCUCCCCCAACUCCCCGUCCCUUUCCUUUCCCUCUUCCCCCCCACCUACUCCUCCCCCCAUCCCCUCCACCGCCACGCCGCCGCCGUCGCACCGCCGCCAAAUGACACCCACCCCGCAGCAGAUCAAGGACCAGCUGCUCCAGGCCAUAGACAAGGAUGCCAAUAUCCGUAACAUGGUGGCGGUGCUGGAUGUGAUCUCCAGUUUGGAGAAGUAUCCCAUUACCAAAGAGGCCCUCGAGGAAACGAGGCUGGGGAAACUCAUCAAUGAUGUACGGAAGAAAACCAAGAAUGAGGAGCUUGCAAAGCGUGCCAAGAAACUGCUAAGGAGCUGGCAGAAGUUGCUGGUUGAGCCUGUUGGGCAGAUUGAGUCUGUGCCCAGAGCACUGUCCAACUCUCCUGGUUCAGCGAAUGGGGGAGCGCAUGCUUACAAGCAUGACUUGCCAUCUCUAGCCACCAGCACUGCAGUAGGGGGAGCCAAGCCAGUCCCAGAUCUGAAAAAUAAGAAUGAUGUGCACAACUCCUACUCUCUCUUUGGUGACAAGCAGGGUAUUCGGAAGCGGAAAGGGGAUGGCAUGAAGGGGCCACCAUCCAAAGUCCCAAAGCCCAAUAAUGAACAGCUGCAGAACUCUACACCGCCACCAAGCAAUGGAAUCCGCAGCAGUCCUGAAAACUUCCCAAGUCCACCUGACGUGACAUCUUCAAACACCCAUGCUGUCCCAGAUAAAAGCAGAUCAGACCCUCAGGCACCUUAUGAAAAUGACAAGCAUAGCAAGAUACCAGUCAAUGCUGUGAAACCACAUACCAGUUCUCCAGGUCUCGUAAGAAACCCUGGCACUUCCACAUUGCUAAAGACUGCUAUUCUGCAGCAGCAUGGAAAAACUGAUGAUCCUGUGGGACGAUAUCGGCCCAGUAGCCCGCGCUGUCAAUCAUUUAGCCCAAGGACUCUUAAACAGGAAAUGCUAGCCAAACCUUCCACGACAUAUGCACCCAAGGGCUCUAUUGCUAGCCCUUCUCAGAGCUUUACAGGAACGUCGGCUCAAGUAGGUACUGAUUCUGACAGGACAGUGUCCCACCUGCCCAAGAAAAAUGUUCAGAUGUCAUCUCCUGUAUUGCAGACAGCUACAACACCACCUCUGCCAUCCCAGGUAAAAAGCUUACACCUACCAGAGACUGAAAGCCUCUUAGAUCGGCUAGUAGACACACCUGGUUCGGAGACUCUUGGUGAAAACCAACUACAGCACCAUUCUUCACCACAGCAGCAGGACUCGGUGUACCCCUCGCAUAGCCCCAAUUCAUCAACUUUACAUCGCGGAGAAUCCUCGCAGAAUCUUGAAUUGGAUGCUGUUAUGGGAGAUUUGCCCUCCAAUGAGUGUGCCUCUUUUGGUCACGAUAACAAAAAGUCAUCCAAGAAAAAGUACAGGCCCAGAGACUAUCAGGUGAACUUAGAUGGACAAGUUAUGGAUGAAAGUGUAAAACCUGUACGGUUGAAAGAACGUAGAAUUACAUUUGAUCCUGCUACAGGACAGAUCAAACCUUUAACACACAAGGAUUCAUCUCAGGCUGAAAGCUCGGUUCCAACUGAGCCCCAUCGAACCACCGAAGUGGUCCAAGAACAGAGAGUAAACUUGCAAAGUACUUUAGAUCAAACGAACUGGAAGGAAUUAUCAAAAAAUGAAAUUAUUCAGUCUUACUUAUCGAGACAGAGCUGCCUUCUUUCAUCCUCAGGAGUGCAGCCUCCCGGAGGACACAUUGUUGAAUUUCUACAGCACGAAAGCCACAGGUAUAGCACUAGCACAGAGGCCCGUGAGGUCCACGUAUUGGUACCUACAGACUCACCUUCAGAACUUCCUGGAGUCAGUAGAGAGAUCAAAGACUCAGACGUUCACCGAAUACACGAGCAACACUGGGCUGGUGUGAAUGGUUGCUGGGACAACCAGGGCAAAUGGUAUGAUUGGACGCAGGGCAUAUCUUUGGACCCUCAUGGUGAUCAGGGACAACUGCAUAUACUGCCGUAUGUCUGUCUGGACUGAGCGUUACUGCCCAUUUGGCUUGCUUUAAGGUUUAAGGUCAUCUGGUGGCAAACAAGUGGUUCCCACUUACUGGAAAUGAGCAACUGUAUCAGGGUUGCAAGAUAAGGUCCUGAAGGUUCUAAUUCUCAGCCCAUCUGUGUAAGACCCCCUGCCCCCACCCAACCCCAGUACCCUCUCUUCUGCAGUUUGCUGCUAUCAGUGUUUAACCAAAAUUGCAAAGGAGGGAAAGAAGCACAGGAGGAGUUUGAGAAAGAAAAAGGAAAGAAUGGUUAGUUCUGAUGUAUAAGCAACUCCCCUUUGGGAUUAGGACAGGUUUUAAUGAGAGGUCAACAAGCUCAGUGAGGAACGGUUUUCUGUGGGAGAAAGUUGAGGCUUGACAAAGGUUCCAGCACUUUACAGUAGGCUGGAUAUGGUCUUGGGGCAGUUACAGGAGCUUUAAGUGGCAUCCAAACUAAAUGAAUAAUGUUACCUUAAAAAGUAUACAUCUAUUUAUUUUAUUUUCUCUUUUUAAAAACAGAACACUUUAAUUUGGCAGUGAGACAAAUGUGCAAAAACUGUAGAUUUCUCGUAUUUACAUUGCAUUUUUUUCAACAUAAUUUUUUAACGUGAAAAAUCAUGUCAGACUGUGAAUGUUUGCACAGUACCACGUCAUACCAAACAUUCCAUAGGUCUUCACAUGCUGGUAGUUACUGUCAUCCUCUGUUUAAACAGGGGAUAAAAUCCUUGGUUCUUCAUAAUUUAGGUUUAAAAAUGUUUGAAAAGAAAUCUAUUUUACUAAGUCAAAAAUGAGAGUUUUUUUAUUCUUGCCACCUUACAAAAUUCAAACAUUAACUAUAUAAUUUUGUUCUCUGCUUUGCUCUUCUCUUGCUUGAUCUCUACAAAUGUUCUUACUUCCCCAAAUCUCAAAAGUGGACAAAAAAAGAGGGUGCUACUAGUUUGCAACUUUGUACUGUGAGAAGUUGAUUUAAAAAUCAAAAAAUUUCAAAAGGAAUCUGUUUGUAUGCUGGAGAUAUACUUGUUACCAUUCCUUUAGAUAUUGUUUGCCUUAUGGAAUCCAUCAUACCACAACUGCAAAACAAGAAGCCUUAGUGAAUGUACAGAAAUUAGACUUCUGUGUUCUGCACAAUACAGAAGGAAUGACUUUGCUAUUUGGUCCUUUUAAGUGGACACGUUGUGAUAUAAAUGUGGAAACAAUAAAAAAAAAUUUGCACAGAAAUCUGCCCCCUUUUAUUUAGAAAAUGACUUCGCUGAUGAAAUUAUACUUGCAAAAAUUACCUCUCAAACAGUAAACAGAUGAUCAAUGUUGUGUUUAAUUCUGAAGUGGAUUCUUCCAAUGGUUUGUUUUUCACAUGUAAUUAGCCAUGGACAUGAGCAUGCUAAGUUAAUUUUGUUGUGACAUUGUUGAUCUGAAGUUUAGUUACAUUGCUCUUGUUCCUGUUUCAACCUCAAAUUAAAAUGUGUCAUUCCUCAUGCUUUAGUGAAGCCUGGGCGGUGCUGAACAAUAAUUUGGGAAAAUCCUGGAUUCCAUCCAUUGUACUUGAAUGAAAUGUCACUGGUGGUGUAUGCAACCAGAGCUAGGUGGGGAAUCUAUUGAGCAAGUCAUCCAGUUAUUCCUGCUGAAAGUUUUUACUUCCAAUUAUAAAGCCAUCUUGAGUGAAACCUAAUGGGGCACCAGAGACCUCCUGCCCUAAUGUGAUCUAGUGCCUUCAAUUUUAGUAGGGGAAAUGGUCAAGACAGUUUAAGUCUGUUCAUCUCCCACUGAUAUUCUAACUUUCUGUCUUUGGCUUCCAUGCUUUUUCUCUUUGUUUCCAGCCCUGUUACUGUCAUCUGUCUUUUUGAAAACUUUAUAAAAUCGAUUUUCACAACUGUUGGCAUUUUCCACUGGGGUGUAGAAUAUGUAAGAAGGGAAGAAAGAAUUCUUCAAAAACAGAGCAGCUACAAUGGAAUUUCUGAAUAUGUUGGCAUUAAGUCGUAUUAGAGCUCAAUUAUGUCCAUCUGUUUUUUGCCAUGGGAGAUCCCAUUGGUGAAUAUGGCUCAUUGCAUCUUUGUGAGGAAACAGAAUGAUACAGAGCAGCCUAUUCCAACACAGCAGUGUCAUUUUACUGUAAAUUGGUAUUUCUCCAUUUAAAGGUUGAAUCUCAAUAUUAAGAUCCCCUCCCCACCAACCCCCCACCCCAAAAAAAAGGACAUAAAUCUUAAUACUUCUGUGGUUCCUCCACCUCCUUUAAUGAGUGGUUUUGUGCAGCUUUUACUUGAGAUUGGAGAUGGACGAUGUUACUGGUUGACGAGCUGGCUUUUGUCCAAAAUGGAGUGAAUAUCAAAAGACCACUAAAACAGGUAGUAGAGAAAUAAACAUUAUUGUUACAAUUAUUUUCUUGGUGAGUAUUGAUGUUGAUGUUAGUAAUAAAGAUUUAGGGGAGUAAUGAAUUAACAAAUUUACGUGCCACACAAGGAGAUUAUUUUAGCCGUAAUCCCUAAACCAUUUUUUGAAAGAGCCACCCAAUUUGUCUGUCUUAGGUUUAUUGAUAGUUAAUGCUACAUUUCACUUUCAGACAAGUAAUUCUGUACUUUUAAAGUACCACAUCUCAAAUUACCUUAAAUCUGCUCUAUGGUUACCAACCCUCCUUGUAAACAGUUUCUCCCAAUCAAAAACUUCUCUUUUUUUUAAAAAAAACCUUUAUUAAAUCUCCUCGCUUUUUAUUUAGAGAAACCAGUUCUCGUCUGUCUAUGCAUCUCAAGUCUAGUUCUUGGUACCAUUCUAGCAAGAUGUAUUGUAACCUCUCUUAACCAUUCUGCUAUCUGAACUUCGGUUGAUCAAUUUUAAGGAGAAAUUGUUGUGCAAACUGGUUUUGUAGUCUCUGGAGUUCAGAUGGUUUAGGAUGAUUUGAUAUGUUCAAGAUUUUAAGGGAAACAUAGGGCAAAUGCAGAGGAUCUACCAUUUGAGGUAUCAUUUUGUAAAUGAAAGGUGUUAAUUGGUGAAGGACAAUAAUUGUGGAGCUGGGUCACAGAUCUAUAAUCUCACAGAAUAGUCUCUAUGAUCUAAAUGGUCUACCCCCUGUUCCUGAAUUUCUCAAAUUCUUGCCUCUUCAAAUUCUUGAUAUGCAAGAUAGAUUUUGUCCAGAAGAACUUGAGGGUAUUUAAAUUCGACGUCAUUUUCUCUCGCCUGCCUUCCAUCCAGUACGAUUUCUCUGCAUCUUAAAAUAAAUUUAGGUCUGACCUUUAUGUUUCUAAUAAAAGAUAAUUAACCUGAAAUGUUAACACUGAUUCUUUCUCUGCAGAUGCUGCCUGACCUACUAUUUGAAGCAUUUUCUGUUUUUCCUUCAGCAUUUGCUGUAAUAUUUUUAAAUUUAGGAAUCAGCUACUUAAACAAUAUUAAUGAUUCCAGCCUCUGCCUGACUGACUUUUUUUAUAGCUAAGUAAACUUCUUUCUGGAAAUAAAUGUUAAGUCCUUAAAGCAAGCUUUUCAAAUGGAGGUUAUAUGAUCAAAUUGUUGCUUGGCAGAGUUCUAGAUUUCAGUAUUCACCUUAGGCCGAAACAAAAUCAAAAUGCUGAAAUCUUAAAAAAAAAUCUGGAAGAAAAGCAAAAAAUGCUGGAAAUACUCAGCAAGUCGGGCAGCAUUUGUGGAAAAAGAAACAGCUGAAGUUUCAUGUCAAAGACCCUUUAUCAGACCUAAAAUGUUAAUUAUGUUUCUUUCCACAGCUUCUGCAGAGCGCUUUGAGCAUUUUCUGUUUUUCCUUCAGAUUUCCAGCUUUUGCAUUUUAUUUCCAUUCAGAACAGGCUACCAUGCCCUCCCAUGCAGUCUUUGGAGACAUUAGAGAGAAGUCAAGAAAAGUUGGCACCUAGUCAGUGUCCCACAGGACUUGUACAGUCAAGAUUAAGAAAGCCACUCUUGAUAGUCAUGGUCCAAGAAAGAAUGAAGUUAGCUUUGAAAAUUAUUCCAGGGAAUUCAUUUAAGAAUUGGAGGAAAAAUUGAAAAAUGACUGGUAAUUUUGCAGUAAGUGUGCAUUUUUAAAAAAAUUUUAUUUACAGCGUGGUAACAGGCCCUUCUGGCCCAAUGAGUCCGCGCCGCCCAUUUAAACCCAAAUUAACCUACCUGUACGUCUUUGCAGGUCUUUAAAGAUGUUCUUUAUUAAAGUUGUUCAAGCGUUUGCACUGUGUAUCAUCCUUCACAGCUAAGUGAUUAACUCCUAGAUUUCCUUGGUGUCAUGUUACAAAAACAAUUUAGAGACAGUUGACAAGGUACAAAAAAUCUUCCUAAAUGUGGUUAUAACAAUAGGGGGAGAAAAACAAGAUUAUCAUUAUAAUCCCAGUUGUUUUAGAAACAAAGAGUAAUGUCUUUAAAGUUAUGAAAGUUUGAUAAAGGUAAAUGUAGUUUAUUCUUAAGAGAAUUUUUAAUUACGGGUCAUAAGCAUAACGUGAUCACUAAUAAAUGCAACAAGGAGUUCAGGAGAUAAUUCUUCUAGAAAGUGCUUAGAAUGUGGAACCACAUGGAGUAGUUGAGGUGCUUAUGCAAUUAAGUUGAAGAUAGGUAAGUACCUUAUAGAGAAGAAAAUAAAAGGAUGUGAUGUUGGUUUUAAAUGAAGGAAAGAGAGAACACCCCGCUAGUUGAACUGAGUGCCUAGUUCUGUGUUGUAAAUUCUCUACAAGGACUCCAAAGAUGGUUUCCAGUAUAAACUAGAAAUUUGUUUGGUAUUAUUUGAUUUUCUACCUAGUGCUAUCCGAUGUUUUUUCACAGCAGCAAUCUAUUAAAAUGCCAUUAUGGAUUUCAAUCUGCCCAAAGGGUAGGAAAACAAAAUAGCAAGGCUGUUCUGGCCCCAUUUCCAUUUCAAGGAAUCCCUGUUUGGGGAUCAUGAAUACAAUAAAACACUGUCAGGUCUUUUAACUCCUUUGAUGCUGUGAGGUACAAGACCACCUGUAAUAGAAGAGCCCUUUGGAGACCAUCUAAAUGGGCAUGUUUGUAAAUUCAGUGAAGGUAUAUGGUUAGUUUUGUAACUCUACAAAAUUUGGUCUGAGGUUUUUGGGUUGUUUCAUGAAAUGAUCUUUUUGAUGAGCAGAAUUCCUGUACAUUGUUUUUAUUGUUAGCUCAACUCCCUUCAGGAUAUUUAAACAAGUAUGGCAUCAGAGAUGGAGCUUGUUGAUGUCUUACAACCACAUGUCAGAUCAGAAAUGACAAAACAUAUUGUUCUAGUUCUCCCUCCUGCCAGAGUUACUGUGGCCAAACACAGACUGAAAUCAAACCUGUAAGCUUCUGGUCAAUUGCCCAGCCUGAGGUGCAUUUACACUAAGAGCUUUGAUAUUAGAGGAAGUCAAAUAAAUAUUUCUGCCCAUUAAUGCCGAGCUGAACUUCAGGGAAGAAUAAUUUGCAUUUAUAAUGGUCCCUCUCAGGAUGUCCAAAAGCAUUUUACAGCCUUAAAAAUAUUUGUAAAGUUUAGUUACUGCUGUAAUAUAGUGAAGACAAUAUGGCUGAGAUCUGAAAUUUACUAUGUGAGAUAUGGUCAAUACACUGUUUUACCUUUUUGUAUG
Pristis pectinata (smalltooth sawfish) is the source of this 7807-nucleotide messenger RNA. It is a transcript of the gene crsp7, whose product is annotated as cofactor required for Sp1 transcriptional activation, subunit 7. NCBI's taxonomy places the organism in Eukaryota, Metazoa, Chordata, Chondrichthyes, Rhinopristiformes, Pristidae. The record is from RefSeq and is a predicted model, not a curated record. Gene Ontology annotation, cellular component: nucleus; core mediator complex; mediator complex. Gene Ontology annotation, biological process: positive regulation of gene expression; regulation of transcription by RNA polymerase II. The transcript has 3 exons. Gene Ontology annotation, molecular function: transcription coregulator activity. Bases 356 to 2284 code for a protein of 642 amino acids.